Molecule: messenger RNA, 782 nt
Organism: Diprion similis
Lineage: Eukaryota; Metazoa; Arthropoda; Insecta; Hymenoptera; Diprionidae
Gene: vito
Product: nucleolar protein 12
Exons: 3
Coding region: 21-767 (248 amino acids)
Cellular component (GO): nucleolus
Molecular function (GO): RNA binding
Source: RefSeq, a predicted model, not a curated record
CAAAGAUCACAUGGUACUACAUGAUGGCGACAGGUAGAAUAGCUAAUUGUUUUCCAAAGGUACUGAACGUCAAUCGAACGCCAAGUCGACCUAAGAAACGGAAAACUGUUAAUCUAGUGUUCGACGAAGAAAAAAGACGCGAAUUCUUGGGAGGUUUUCACAAGCGAAAAUUACAGAGACAGAAAAAAGCUCAAGAGGAGUUGGAAAAACAACUUAAAGAAGAAAGGAAAAGAAUCAAACAAGAUGCACGUGAGAGUUACAAGAAGAUGCUGGUGUCUCGGAGAAGUAUUCCUGAGCUAGAUGAGCUGCUUUCUAAGGAAGAAUAUGAGGUUGAAGGACAUACUAUUAGUGUCUUGGAGUUGAACGCAGCUGAUUUAGCUGAGAAAAGUAACUGGAUUGGUGAAAAUAGAGUUUCACAUCUCAACGAGGAAGAGUGUAGUGAUGGCGGAACUGAGAGAGAUUGUACUGAUGCAGAAGAUGAAGUCAUAGGCAUGGAAUUGCGAACUAAGGAAACGGUUCCUAAAAAACAAGAUCAAUCCAGUGAAGCAGAUGUUAAAAAACCUGAUUUGCAUAUGAAAAAGACAGUAAAGCGGGUGAUCAGACAUCAAGCAAUGAAGCAAGUACAGAAAAGCAAAGUCUUUCAAUUAAAACAAAAAAUAGAACGGCGAGCAAAUAAGAAGAUUUCGUUACAAAAAAAAAUGUUGCGUGACAAAGUUGAUAAAAAGAAAAAACAUGGAGGGAAGGUCAAACGAAAUACACGUCGCUAGAGAACAUUUUCUUCA